CGACGAGUGGGCAUCAGGUAUCCGAGAGUCGGCGAUCUCCGAGCUUAGCAGUUUGGUAAGUUUGAACGCACGGCGUCGUCGUUUCGUUUCGUGCACGGAACUGGUUAACUCUUUAAAGGCGGAAAAGGAAGGCGCGGAAAAAGACGAGGACGAAGAAGAAGAAGAAGAAGCGGGAUCGGAUCGUUGGACGGAGUACCCGAUACAUAGAUCGGCGCGCCGAUCGAUCGAACCGUUCGAGCCUGCUCGGGUUUGGAGCGCGUCGGCGAGAAGGAUUCGUACCGCGAUCGCGAUGAAUCUUCUCGUUUGCACGAUAUUCCUCGCGUCCCUCUUGCUUCUGGCGUAUCUGUACGAUAGAAGCCGGAAGAAGGUGGCGCGUCGCCUUCCUCCCGGGCCCUGGCAACUUCCGAUCGUCGGAUACCUUCCGUGGAUCGACGCGAAGAAACCGCACGAAACUCUGACCAGACUGGUCAGAAGUUACGGGCCCGUUUGCGGGCUUCGCAUGGGUUCCGUCUAUACCGUUCUCCUCUCCGACCCUCGUCUGAUCAGGGAGGCCUUCGCGCAGGACGCGUGUACCGGUAGAGCACCGUUGUAUCUCACCCACGGAAUCAUGCAGGGAUACGGCCUGAUCUGCGCCGAGGGCAAUCGAUGGAAGGACCAAAGGAAAUUCGUUAGCCGUUGCUUGAGAAAUUUUGGUAUGGUGAAGCACGAAGGUUCGAGGCGCGACAGCUUGGAAGAAAGAAUAUCGCGUGCCGCGGACGAAUGCGUAUCGAAACUCGGUCAACGUUCGUCGAACGGACCGAUCGAUCCUAUGGACACGUUGCACCAUUGCAUCGGCAAUCUGGUGAACGAUAUCGUUUUUGGAAAGACCUACCCCGAGGACGACGGAGUUUGGAAGUGGUUGAGGCAUUUGCAAGAAGAAGGAGUCAAGCAUAUAGGCGUCGCUGGACCGUUGAACUUCCUACCUCUCCUCAGAUUUUUACCACGAUUCGGCGAAACGAUACGAUCCAUCCUCGAUGGAAAGGAGAAGACUCACGAAAUAUAUCGCGGCAUACUCGAAGAUCGCCGCGGCCGCGGCCGCGGCCGCGGAACCAACGGCGCGACGAGUCUUCCUACGGACGACGAGAACUUUUUAGCCGCGUUCGACGAACGGAUGAGCAAGGAGACGACGGCCGAGGAUAAUUAUUACACCGAACCGCAACUCUUCCAUCUGCUGGCCGAUCUCUUUGGCGCCGGAACCGACACGACUUUGACGACUCUGCGCUGGUUCAUCCUCUUCUUGGCGGUCCAUCCGAAAGAACAGGAGAAGCUUCGGGAGGAGAUGGACCGAUGUUUGAACGAAACGGAGUAUCCGAGCUUGAAGAGCAGACCCUCGAUGCCGCGCCUCGAAGCAGCCAUGGCCGAAGUGCAAAGACUUCGCAGCGUCACCCCGUUGGGUAUUCCGCAUGGAACGUUGGAGGAUACUCGGAUCGGCGGAUACGAUAUCCCGAAGGGCGCCAUGAUCGUGCCGAUGCAAUGGGCGGUUCACACCGAUCCGACUUAUUGGCCGGAUCCUCUCGAAUUUCGGCCGGACAGAUUUCUCGCGGAGGACGGCAGCUUCUUCAAGCCGGAUUCGUUUCUCCCCUUUCAAAGCGGAAAGCGCGUCUGCGUUGGAGAAGAACUCGCGAGAAUGACAUUGUUUCUCUACGCUGGAAGGAUUCUCCGAAAGUUCGACGUGUCCAUACCGCCGGACGAAACCAUCGAUCUCGAGGGCGACUCUGGUAUCACGCUGGUUCCGAAGCCUCACCGACUGAUGUUCGCCGAAAGACGUCGAUAACGGACGAGUGCUCGUUUCCGCUUCGUUCGAUCGAUCGUUCCGAAUCGAUCGCGACCCAACAUUUUAUUUUCCAAAGCGUUUCUGUAGUCUAUGUAGGCUGAACGUUUUUCGUUCUCGUUAAAUACAUUCGUUUCCCAUG
Megalopta genalis is the source of this 1952-nucleotide messenger RNA. Lineage: Eukaryota; Metazoa; Arthropoda; Insecta; Hymenoptera; Halictidae. The record is from RefSeq and is a predicted model, not a curated record.